AGCAGCAGCCUCUGGUGCAAAGAGCCACAGGUUGUAACCCCCUUGCCCCACCUGGGCCAGCAGGGAGCUGGGGCUGAGGUCGCACAGCUGUGCCUGGCUUCGCACAAGACCCCCUAGAAGAUGGGGGACUGGGGGUUCCUGGAGAAGCUGCUGGACCAGGUCCAGGAGCACUCAACAGUGAUUGGGAAGAUCUGGUUGACGGUGCUGUUCAUCUUCAGGAUCCUUAUCCUGGGCCUGGCCGGGGAAUCGGUGUGGGGGGACGAGCAGUCGGAUUUCCUGUGCAACACCAAGCAGCCGGGCUGUGUCAACGUGUGCUACGACAAGGCCUUCCCCAUCUCCCACAUCCGCUACUGGGUGCUGCAGUUCCUCUUCGUCAGCACCCCUACCUUGGUCUACCUGGGCCAUGUCAUCUACCUCUCGGGGCGGGAGGAGAAGCUGAAGCAGCGGGAGAGCGAGCUCCGGGCGGCACAGAUCAAAGACUUGAAGGUGGAGCAGGCUCUGUCGGUGGUGCAGAAGAAGAUCUCCAAGAUCUCCGUGGCGGAGGACGGCCGCAUCAAGAUUCGCGGAUCCCUGAUGUGGACCUACGUCAUCAGUGUCAUCUGCAAGAGCAUCUUCGAGGCCGGUUUCCUCUUAGGCCAGUGGUACCUGUAUGGUUUCUUCAUGCCGCCCAUCUUCGUGUGCGAGAGGGCCCCCUGCCCCCACAAGGUGGACUGCUUUGUCUCCCGCCCCACUGAGAAGACCAUCUUCAUCAUCUUCAUGAUGGUGGUGGGCCUGAUCUCCCUGGGCCUCAACCUCCUGGAGCUCUUCCACCUCUGCUGCAAGAACCUGCUCAGCAGCAUGAGGGAGGCCUCUUCCUCUUCCAGCCCAGCUGGGGACAUAGACUCCUUCCCAGACAGCAAGCAGUGUCACUACCUCCCCCUGAGCGAGAGCCACUCCCCUCCCUACCUGGCCUACAACAAGCUGUCGAGCGAGCAGAACUGGGCCAACUUCAACACCGAGGAGAACCUGGCGCUGCGCAGUGGCAACAAGCCCUCCCCUGAGUCCUACGCCCCAGGAGCUCAGCCCCUGCAGGAGAGACAGGCCAGCCGGCCCGGCAGCUCUGCUUCCAAGAAACAGUACGUCUAGGAGAGCACUGAAACCAGGCUGCUGUGUCUCGGGGGUAUCCCUUGGCCAUUGAACAAGGGGAUACUCUGGUUCGUGGGCAUCUUGGCCAUAGGACCUGUUUGCUACAGAGGCUUUAAAAACCAAACCAAACCCCAAAGCUCCUAUUGGAGACCCACUUUGCUUGACUGGCAGGCACCUCCUGCUCUCCACUGUCCAUUGUGUGUCUGUGUAUUUAAAGUGUGGGUGCUUUCAGGUGAGUGCACCUCUCGGCAGACUGGCCGUGCCAUAGGACGUGCAUGUGGCUCAAUCGUAUGUUGCAUUGUAGCCGGCUGGCUGAAGUUUACAGGGCGCGAGGACCCUUCCUACCAUUCUGCUGAUGAAAUGUACCUCAGGCUCCCUUGGGAAGGGUUAUUCUCUGGUGCCUUCAUCUGUACAAAAGACCCUAAGUAACCGGUGUCACAUGAUACCAACACGUUCGCCUUUCUCCAGCUGCAGUCCCAGGAGAGCUGGUGCUUUCUUUUUUUAAACUGUGUAGACAUGGAAACCAAACGAAAUCCCUUCCUCAGCUACAGAAGCGUCUUCAGUGGAAAGCUGCCUGGGAUAUUGUGUGGCUUGCAUUCAAAUCCAAGGUGCUUUGCCUUGGGUGGACCAGCUACUGCGUCUUUGGGGCAAUAUGUGGGGAAAUAUCCUUACUAUAACUAGGGGAGAGUCCCCUUUCCUACUCAAUGGUUUCCAUCAUCUCUGAUCAGAGCUGUGCUUUGUAACCUGAACUCUAAAUCUCUCUAGCCGAGAUCUUUAAUUCCUAACUGGUGGAGUUAAUCUGGCCCAGCCUAGGUAAAUGAUUCUCCUUCUAAAGGAGGGAGUGGGGGAAGUCUAUUUGCCUCUGAGAUCUUAGCAGCUGCAAGAGUUUGCCUUCAGCCUAGAAGGUCCAUAGGGCAGCUUGCUGUAAGAAUUACUGUGGGGUUGGGGGGCACUGGAGUGCCAAUCAAAGCAGCUGGUCCUGCUCCUAAACCAAACCUCUCUCCUUCUUCUGGGUCACCUCCCAAAAUAAUCCCAACAUCUAGAUCUUGCCACACCGAGUUGCAUGACUCAGUAGCUUAUCCGUCCAAGCAGAGGUGCUAGCCCAGGGUGAGGAAACCCUGAUGCGCUAAGGAAAGGCCGUAUCACAGGACUUAAUGCCUACUUCCCUGAGUUCAGUUGCCCCAGAGCAAAGUUAUAAGCAUUGUCCUCAUGUACGUUCAGAGUAACUUACUGUCCAUGUGUUUGUAGGUGUAAGGGAUCCCCACGGGUAGCUGCAGUAACAGCCCUGGUCCUCUGCCCCAGAUGGCCUCAUUUCUGAGGCACACAUUUCCACUGGUUAACUAUUAUUGUUUAACCUGCUGGUCUGACUGUAAAACGACUGCAGCUUCAAAGCCCAAUAUUUGCCACUGGCUCUGUUAAGCUGUGGGUUGGCUAGCGCUAAGUGUGAGUAUUCACUUCUCAGCCACUUGACCGGGAUCCUACUGUGUGCUCAAAUCUGCUGGG
Terrapene triunguis (Three-toed box turtle) is the source of this 2628-nucleotide messenger RNA. It is a transcript of the gene GJA4, whose product is annotated as gap junction protein alpha 4. Gene Ontology annotation, biological process: cell communication. Bases 121 to 1125 code for a protein of 334 amino acids. The record is from RefSeq and is a predicted model, not a curated record. Gene Ontology annotation, cellular component: connexin complex. The transcript has 2 exons. Lineage: Eukaryota; Metazoa; Chordata; Testudines; Emydidae.